Corylus avellana is the source of this 1432-nucleotide messenger RNA. RefSeq lists its product as uncharacterized. Lineage: Eukaryota; Viridiplantae; Streptophyta; Magnoliopsida; Fagales; Betulaceae. The record is from RefSeq and is a predicted model, not a curated record.
UCGCGGCAAUAAUUCUACAAGUGAAUUUAUAGUUUUAUCUUUUAUUUUAAUGGAGGUGACGGUGCUAACUUCUAGGGUGGCCAUGGCCACCUUUUUCUAGAAACCGCAAUUCCUCAUAGUCAUAGAUGCUGAACCGAAUCAGCAGCCUAUAAAGCAAGAACAACUCUGGAGACUGGAGGAGUACUAUUAAGCCAAAACGGUAGACAACAAUGUGUAUAGCGGUGUUUGGUUGGCAAGCCCACCCGCUCUUCCCUUUCAUUCUUCUGCAAAACAGAGAUGAAUAUCACAACAGGCCUACAAAGCCAGUUGCAUGGUGGGAUGGUUGUGAGAUUCUGGGAGGGAGAGAUGAGGUUGCAGGAGGCACAUGGUUGGCUUGUUCAAGAGGAGGGAGGGUGGCCUUUCUAACCAACGUCUUGGAACUUGAUACUCUCCCGGAUGCAAAGAGCCGUGGAGACCUGCCUGUGCUUUUCUUAGAGAGCAAAAAGACACCCAAGGAGUUCGCAGAGGAACUGAUUACAGAUGCGCAUCAAUAUAAUGGUUUUAACCUUAUUGUGGCUGACGUGUCUUCCAAAUCCAUGGUUUAUGUCUCCAACAGGCCGAAAGGAGAACCCAUUAUCAUUCAACAGGUUUCUCCAGGCAUUCAUGUGCUUUCGAACGCAAAGCUCGACUCCCCUUGGCAUAAGGCCCAGCGCUUAAGACUGAGUUUUAAGGAACAGCUUGGUAAAUAUGGUAAGGGUGAAAUACCUGUGAAAGAGAUGGUUGAGAGGCUGAUGAGGGACACAGUUAAAGCAGAUGAAAGCAAAUUACCUCGUAUUUGUUCCCUCGACUGGGAGUUCAAUUUAAGCUCCAUAUUUGUUGAAGUUGAUACCCCACUGGGACCUUAUGGCACUAGGAGCACUGCUGCAUUGACCAUAAGAGUAAGUGGGGAAGUAAGCUUUUAUGAGAUAUAUCUUGAGAAGAUGACGUGGAAGGAAAAAACUGUGAAUUACCGUAUUCAGAGGCUGAAGUCAUAGAUAUAGAGAUAAGGCAAUUGAAAGCCAGUGCUGGAAUAAGAGAUUGCUCAUCUAUUUGUUUACAUGUAUCCAUGUAAGCAGUCUGUCGAUGUAUUUUAUAAAUGCAAAAAAGGCCUUACUAGGCACAUUAAAUCAUAACAUGGACCCCAAAAACAACAAUGAAAUUAAAAGGCAAUCAAUCACGCUUCUUAUGUACUUCUGAGGCUUAACUAGGAGAAGUGUGCAUAUGGAAACACUGACUUACUCUAAUAAGAGAGUGAAGUGCUAAACUCAAGCAGCCAAGACGAUCAAUAGUAAUUGAGUUGAGGGUAGGAGAUCUUUUGCACCACGAAACCAGAGACUUGGGUUAUGUUUGGUACGCGAAAUGGAAGAAUGUGAAAUGAAAUAGCCAUUAUGAUGGCCCAUGAGAGAGUGAGCUA